Messenger RNA from Haemonchus placei, 1203 nucleotides. Lineage: Eukaryota; Metazoa; Nematoda; Chromadorea; Rhabditida; Trichostrongylidae. The record is from the annotation of a GenBank genome assembly.
AUGGAAACCCAUGCCAAACCCAAUUUUUCGAGUAUCGCACGAGCGUUAUUGUUGAAAAAAGCCAAUGAAGAUGUUCAGAAGACGGUGAAAAUUGAGGUUGUGGAAGAAGAAAGUAAGGCUGAACGAAUAUCAGACGGCCCUAAACAGUGUCAAACUGAUUGUCAAGCGUUGAGUGAUGUAGGACGUCGAUCAGAGGAGGUCAACGAUAAAUGCGGAUGUGUUUCCCUGGUCAGCGCGUAUAAAUCAGUACGAUUGGCAAACAAUUGUAAUGUUCAUACUCAAGAUCAGACUACUCCCUUGCGUUCCUUAUUAGCUCAAUCUCGCCGUUCCAACGAAAGGAGGCCGUUAUGUGAUGAUCCGAACAGCAUUCCUCCCUCCACUGCAUCGACAUCUCAUGAUAUUUCGAUCUGCGAUGGAUUCUAUAGCCGUGUUCGUUGUCUUACAGCAAAGACGCUGUCGCAGCGAUUACACGAAAACGGCAAAAGUGAAAGACCAAAAUAUGGUCGCAAAGGGCAAGCCUUAAUGAUUCGAGUGCGGAUGUUCUUCGACGAAUUGAAAGCGUUUUUGGGUCCCACCUGCAAAGGAACGCUAUUCGACUCACCUACUGCAUUGACUGCAGCAGCCUGUGGUGUGUCGAGGAGUACCGUUAUUCGUAUUGGGAACAGCUUACAGGAAUUGAAUUCUUUCCCACGGGAACGCAAAAAGGGUCCACGUAGCCGAAGGGAUGAUAGGUUGGCUGCAUUGAAGAACCACGGCCAAAAGUGGGGCGAUAUCGUCCGCCAGCACAUACGCCGUAAGCUGAAGCAGAAAGCAGACCUCAGAAUGACAACACUGCAUCGUGAAUUGACGACGGCUCAUCUGGGUUUCGAACUUUCCAAGACUACUCUCUAUCGACUCGUCAGGGCGCUUGGGUUUUCCUAUAAGUUCGAUAACGGUAAACGAUAUAUCUAUGAGCGCUGCGUGGAUAAAAGCCCACCAGAUGAGGUUGUAAGUAAUAGCGAUAGUGAAAGCGAAGAGGAUGAAAGUGAUGAAGUCGAUGAUUGCGAUGACGAUGAGCUCAUGGAUGAAGACGGUGGCGAGGAACCAUGGAUGCUGGAAAGUAUGGACAAAAACAAGGAAGACGACGAUACGUCAUGCUAUGUUUUUCGUCUUGCAAAGUCGACUAAAGAAAGCGUAGGUGAUGAUGGAACUACGGGUGAUUAG